AUGGCCAACCUGUUCAGCUCAAAACGAAAACCCCGUGCCGUCCGCACAUUCGGCGGCGAUGACGACGAAGACGAUGCACCGAAAACUGUCGAAAGCUCAACGAGCGAACCGGUAAAGGAAGCAAAUACAUCCACAGCGCCGCUCAAGUUCGGCAAGCGCCCAUUUAAGCAAUCUGCCCUUCGGAAGAGCAUCAACGUCCACGAGGCCUCGGAAGGAGACGAUAGCAGCAGCAGCGCACGGCCGCUCCAGCCAGACCCCAAGCCGAAACCGACAAGCGCUGCUGCUGACGACGACGACGGGCCGGUGGUCGUGCGCCCCGCCCUAAGCCGCGCCGGCUCAACAAAGACCAAGAAGAAGCGACUCUCCAGCCGCCUUUCCUUUGGCGGCGAUGCAGCCGAGGCAGAUGAUGGGGAGGCAGCAACAGACACGGCAUUUGGCACCCCGAAAAAGACCAGCCUGUCAGCUAGAGCAUUUGAGAAUAGUGCGUUACGAAGUCGUCUUCCCAUAGGGGGAAGCGGCGGCAGGCCAUCCAUUGGCGGUGACGACGAUGGACCGCGCUAUAGCAAAGAGUUUCUGGACGAACUGGCAAACAGCACUCCCAACACGCCGCGAGACAUAUCGUCGCUGCGGAUUCACGACGGCGAUGGUCCGCUGGCCUACGAUGAGGCAAUGGAACUUGACAUGGCGGAGCUGGACGGCGCUGUCAUAGUCAACGAGCCGGGUCAGGUGACCAGGCACAAACCAGAGAGCACGCCGUCCAUCCUGACCGAGACUCAGAUCCGGGAGCGAAAGGAACGCCGCGCCCGCCUGGCCGCCGAGCAGGAGUUUAUGCCGCUUGAGGGGUCAGACGAGGAGGAAGCCGAAUACAUCAGUCUCGGAUCCAGGAGGAAAAAGGAAAAGGAGUCGAGGCUCGUGAGGGAGGACGAGGAUCUCGGGGAGGGCUUCGACGAGUACGUCGAGGACGGAGGGCUGUCUCUAGGCCGUAGGGCAGAGCGCGAGGCGGCCAAGAAGAGGAGGGCUGAAAUGGCAGAGCUCAUCAACCUUGCCGAGGAUGAUGGCGCCGAUGGGUUAGGCGGUGACCUGAACGAUGAUGACGACUCGGAGGCCGAGCGACGCGCGGCUUACGAAGAGGCGCAAACCAGAGCGGGCAUGGAUGGUCUGAAUCAGCAGCAAAAACAGUCGACGCGGCUUGGGACGGGAGGAGAAGUCUUUGAGAUACCACGUAUGAAGCCACUGCCCGACCUGGCUGCUUGUCUGGCGCAGAUGCAAUCCGUGCUUUUGGGCAUGCAGGGCGAUGUAGCAGCCAAAAAGGCGCAGGUUGCGAGACUCGAGAUGGAAAAGGAGGAGAUCACCACGAGGGAGGCAGAAGUUCAAGCCAUUCUUGACAAAGCGGGCAAGGAUUACCAGGCCAAAACAGGUGCUUCCUCUGCAGAGAUAAUUCAAGGAAGCGCAGUCAACUCACCGAUGAGGCCUGUCCCGCCGGCGGAGCGGGGGCUAGAGAGUUUCGGUACGCCGACUAGCAAUAGGAUGGAUAUAGACAUAGACGACGGGGCGACGGGUCAAGCUUGA
Molecule: messenger RNA, 1569 nt
Organism: Pyricularia grisea
Lineage: Eukaryota; Fungi; Ascomycota; Sordariomycetes; Magnaporthales; Pyriculariaceae
Exons: 2
Coding region: 1-1569 (522 amino acids)
Biological process (GO): spliceosomal complex disassembly
Cellular component (GO): U2-type post-mRNA release spliceosomal complex
Source: RefSeq, a predicted model, not a curated record